UGCUGUGGAGCAGAGCAUUCAGAAGAUCUCUGUGAACAGCGUGUUUCUGCAGGAGUGUCACAGUCCAGCCCCUCCAAGGCAGCUCUGUCUUCCCUGAAGACCCAGCCCUGUGAGAGCUGUGGUCCAGUCUUGAGAGACAUAUUCCAGUUGGCUGAGCACCAAGGAACCCCUCACAGCCAGAACGUGGUCAGGUGUGGGGUGUGUAUGAAAGAAUUUUAUUUGGGUGCAAACUUCCAAAAUCACCAGAAGCAGCACCUGGCAAAGAAGCCCUUCAGAAGCAGUGCGGACAGGGCCCUGCUGGUGAAGAGCUAUGAAUUCCAUGUUUCAGAGAAGCCCUUUCCCUGCGAUGAAGUUGGGAAGGAUUUCCUGGCCAACUCAGAACAUCUCCAGCAGCCGACGACUCACACCAGAGAGGAGCCCAACAAAACCACCCAGUGCUGGGCAACUGUACAAAUCAGAAAAAGUCGCUUUACCCGGGGAGACUGUAAGAAAACCUUCCGCCCCAGAAAGACACACUCUCCGGUCCCAGAGAUCCAGCCUGGAAGACAGUGUGUUGUGCGCCCUGAAUGUGGGAAAACAUUCAGAUAUCAGUCCUCAUUAGUUGUUCAGCAGAAAGUUCCCAAAAGUGGAAAGCUUCUUGUGUGUGGUGAAUGUGGGAAAACAUUCAGGCAUCAGUCUUCACUCGCCGUUCACCAGAGAGUGCAUACAGGUAAAAGCCUUCACGUGUGUGGCCAAUGUGGCCAGUCUUUUAGGCGAACCUCAGCCCUCAGUCAGCAUCGAAGAUUUCAUUGCAGGCCAAGGCAGUACAAGUGCGGCAACUGUGGGAAGUCUUUUUACCCAAAAUCUGUCCUCAUUUAUCCCUGGAGGAGUCACACUGGGAAAACAUGUGACUUGUGCCGUGAAUGUGCACCAUCUUUUAGCCGGAGAGCCAUCCUCAUUCAACAACGGACAAUUCACUCUGGAGAAAGGCGUUAUGAGUGCACGCAAUGUGGGAAGUCCUUUAGAAGGAAGUUUUACCUUAUUCUGCAUUGGAGUGUUCACACUGGAGAUAGGCCUCAUGAGUGCCGUGAGUGUGGGAAAUCUUUCACCAAGAGGUCAGUCCUUACUCUGCACCGGAGAAUGCACACAGGAGAAAGGCCUUUUCAGUGCAAAAAAUGUAGGAGAACCUUUACCAGUAGUUCCAUACUUAUUCUACAUCAGAGAGUGCACACAGGAAAAAGGCCUUAUGAGUGCAGUGAAUGUUGGAAAUCCUUCAGCCAACAAUCUUACCUCACUCAACACCAGAUAGUUCAUAGCGGAAGACAGUCUUAUGAGUGUAGUGAAUGUGGGAACUCUUUUACAUCCGUUUUCAUCCUCAAUCAGCAUCAGAGAGUACACAGAAAGGAAAGACCUCAUCAGUGCAGUGAAUGUGGGAAAUCGUUUAUGCUAAGACUACACCUUCAUAUACACCAAAUAGUUCACACUGGAGUAAGGCCUUAUCAGUGUACUGAAUGUGGGAAAUCUUUUUCAGCUGGUUCCAAGCUUAUUAAUCACAAGAGAGUGCACAGUGGAGAAAGACCCUAUAAGUGCAGUGACUGUGGGAAAUCUUUUAUCCAAAGGCAUCACCUUAUUACACACCAGAGAGUUCACACAGGAGCAAGGCCACAUCAGUGCAAUGAAUGUGGGGAGUUUUUUGCUUCUGGUUUCAACCUCAGAAAUCAUCAGAGAAUUCAUACAGGAGACAGGCCUUAUGAGUGCAGUGAAUGUGGCAAAUCCUUCACCCAAAAAUGUUACUUUCUUACACAUCUGAGAAUUCACACAGGAGAGAGGCCCUAUGAGUGCAGUGUAUGUGGAUUAUCUUUUACCACUAAUUACGCCCUCCGUAAACAUCAGAGAGUUCAUACAAACAAAAGGCCUUAUGAGUGUACUGAAUGUGGGAAAUCCUUUAGAACAAAUUCUUACCUCAUUGAACAUUGGAGGGUUCACACUGGAGAAAAGCCUUAUCAGUGCAGAGAAUGUGAUAAAUCUUUUUCAACUGGAACAGGCCUACGUUAUCAUCAGAGUGUCCACACCGGAUUAAAGCCUUAUGAGUGUAGUGAAUGCGGGAAAUCUUUUCCCUGUAGCUCAGCACUCAUUCGACAUCAAAGAACUCACACAGGAGAAAGGCCUUAUGUGUGCAGUGAGUGUGGGAAAUCCUUUAUCCGGAAACAUCACCUUGUUGAACACCAGCGUAUUCACACAAAGGCCUCAGGAUUGUAGUGAAUAUGGAAGAUCUUCUCCCCUUCCCUCCCCCCCCCCCCAAAUCUUUUAAGGAUACUUUCUACUCCAAUUAACAGUCUAUAAUUCACACGGGAGAAAGGUGUUUGAUUGCAAAAAAUAUGCUAAAUCCUUUAGCCAUACAUCUUCCCUUUCUUAGCACCUGAGACUUAAUAUUGGUAAAAGGUCUCAUGAGUGUAGUGAAUGUAUGAAAUGUUUUAAGGUGUAUCCAUGGUGUUUGCUUUUUUCUGAGAGUUCACGUAGGAUGAAGGCUGUAUGUUGUAGCAAAUGUGAAAAGUCUUUUACCCAUAGUUUGCCAGUGUUUCAGUACCUGUCAGUUCACUCCGUAGAAUGGUCUUAGGACUGCAUGGAAUGUGGGAAAUCCUUUUCCGAAAGAAUUUUCGUUAUCGUACAGUGUAGUGUUUGCACUAGAGACAUAUUUCAGACCUGCAAGGGAAUGCGAGAUUUUCUACCUUAAUGACUCUGGAAGAAUCCAGGAGAAGCCAUCUGUCCGUAUUCAGUCUCCUAUGUCUAGUUAUCAAAGUUGGGAGACAACCUUUACCAGUAAGUUGUAGUUAUGUGAGACGUGUGUAUAUGUAUGUUGCAGUUUCUAACCUGCCAUUUUCUGUUUUCAAAGCCAUAUCACUCUCUCACAUAACUGGUUUCCACCAUUUGUGUCAGUUACCGUCCUCAUUUGCUCAAGGAAGCUGACUUCUCUUCUCCCAUUUAUUGGAGGAAAUUAGGAGUAACCUCAACAGUUCACACUGGGCUCAGAGAAUAUGACAUGAGUCUGGCUAGAGGGCCAUGUUCUCCCAUGAAUUUUUUCAACUUCCAUGUCACCAGCCUGAACUGUUUCCUGCACAUUGCUUUGGUUUCUACAAUACUGUAUAAAUCCCUACUCUGAAAGUUCUAUUUUA
Molecule: messenger RNA, 3152 nt
Organism: Eptesicus fuscus (big brown bat)
Lineage: Eukaryota; Metazoa; Chordata; Mammalia; Chiroptera; Vespertilionidae
Product: zinc finger protein 345-like
Exons: 1
Coding region: 205-2238 (677 amino acids)
Source: RefSeq, a predicted model, not a curated record